This is a messenger RNA of Maylandia zebra (zebra mbuna), 5137 nucleotides long. NCBI's taxonomy places the organism in Eukaryota, Metazoa, Chordata, Actinopteri, Cichliformes, Cichlidae. The record is from RefSeq and is a predicted model, not a curated record.
AUAUGGAAAUAAAAAAUGGGAAGUGGCAACUUUAAAGAAGUAAAACGUAAUUACAGGCGUCAGUAAGCGUACAGCAGUAAGUACAGGAGGUGAAUCAUUAGAGGCGUAAUCAUCGUAUUUGGUUCAUUUCAUGUUGAUUUGAACAUCUGUGACUAUAAAGGAGUCUCGUGUGUGUGACCUCUGACCUGGAAGGUAAACACUGCGGGUACGGACGUGUCGGGGUGGAAAACGGGGCGGCUGAGGCCGGUUUCAGGUCAGCAGUUUCAGUUUGCUCUCGCUCUGUUUGCCUUUUUUUCCUGCUCAGAAAUGUGGAUGACGCCUCUGUCAGCAGAUGCCCCGCCUCCUUUUUUUCAGUUUUUUUUUUUUUUUUUCUUGCUGUGUUUGCAGACUUCCAGGCUGGCUGCUUGCUCAGUGAAGCAACAGCUCUGCUAUAAAUACUUGAAUCGUAUCCGAGGCUCUGCUGGCAGCUCGCUGUCUGGAUUCACUUACUGUCCCGGGGACACUCGCACAUCCACGCUGUGUUCGAGCUGCAGACGUACAGACCUGGUGGAUUUGAUUUUCACAGCUCUGUGGGACACUUCCACCACAGUUUUUCUCUCGUGUGGCAGGAUUUCUUUGACCCUGAGGAGUCUGUGUUUUUGGACUGAGCAGCUAUGGGAGACUUCUGGGGAGACAUUGCCAGUCAGAGGGUGGCCCGGGCCAUGUCUCUGGGGAACGAUGAGGAGGCCGUGCUGGACCAGGGCAAGACCAGCUCCACCCUUUACACCAACUUUGAGAAAGAGGAACUGGAGAGUCACAGGGCGGUGUACGUUGGUGUGCACGUUCCGCUGGGCCGCCAGAGCCGGAGAAGACACCGUCACCGCGGACAUCGACAUCACAGGAAGCGCAGAGAGCGCUCGGAUCGGGAGGACGGGCGAGAGUCGCCGUCAUACGACACGCCGUCUCAGAGGGUCCAGUUCAUCCUCGGCACCGAGGACGACGACGAGGAGCACAUCCCCCACGACCUGUUCACCGAGCUGGAUGAGCUCGCCUUCAAAGACGGAGACAUGCAGGAGUGGAAGGAGACGGCCAGGUGGCUGAAGUUUGAGGAGGACGUUGAGGACGGCGGCGAGCGCUGGAGCAAACCCUACGUGGCGACGCUGUCACUGCACAGCCUGUUCGAGCUGCGCUCCUGCAUCCUGAACGGCACCGUGCUGCUCGACAUGAGAGCCGGCUCCAUCGAGGAGAUCGCAGACAUGGUGAUUGACAGCAUGCUGGCGUCCGGUCAGCUGGAGGAGGGCGCGCAGGAGAAGGUGAGGGAGGCCAUGCUGAGGCGCCACCACCAUCAGAAUGAGAAGAAGCUGAGCAACCGCAUCCCGCUGGUCCGAUCCUUUGCCGACAUAGGGGAGGGUCUGUCCUCCUCUCGUCUCUCUCUCCUCCGUCGUUGCUCCAUGGGCUCCUUCGACCUCUCCACCCUACCCCCCUCUGCGAGGACCCCAGGCCCGUUCGGGCACCUCCUCCCCGGCUCCGCCUCCUCGUCACAGACCGACCUCUCUCUGUAUCGUUACGGCCGUCACCUCUCCGAACCCAGCCAGCCUCACGGACUCGCCCUUCCCGUCCCCGGUGGCUCUCCACGCCGCUCCUCUGCUCCCGUGGGGCUCCCCAAGGUGGUGGUGCACCCCCCAGAAGAGGAGGAGGAGGAGGUGUUCCACCUGGGAGAUGAAGACGACGUGGUUCCCCAAACAGGUCUGCUGGCGUCGCCUCAGUCGGCCCCCGGAAACCUCGACGACAACAAAAACGCCGAGAGUCGCGGCAACGGCGGCAGCGGCAGCCGGGAGAACAGCACGGUGGACUUCAGCAAGGACUGCGACUGCGUUUGUUUGCUGCCAGCGGCCAGCAGGAAGCCCGCAGUGGACAUGAACUUCAUGAAGAAGAUUCCUCACGGAGCCGAGGCCUCCAACGUCCUGGUGGGUGAAGUGGACUUCCUGGAGCGGCCCAUCAUCGCCUUCGUCCGGCUCUGCCCCGCCGUGCUGCUGACCGGCCUCACCGAAGUCCCGGUGCCCACCAGGUUUCUCUUCCUGCUGCUCGGUCCGUUUGGAAAAGGUCCGCAGUACCACGAGAUCGGGCGCUCCAUCGCCACACUGAUGACAGACGAGGUUUUCCACGACGUGGCGUACAAGGCGAGGGACCGCAACGACCUGCUGUCGGGGAUCGACGAGUUCCUGGAUCAGGUCACCGUGCUGCCGCCGGGAGAAUGGGACCCCAGCAUCCGCAUCGAGCCCCCGAAGAGCGUCCCGUCUCAGGAGAAGAGAAAGAUAGCGUCCUUCCCCAAUGGCUCCGCCCACAGCUCUGAGAUGGGCAAGGAGGCGGAGCAUCACGCGGGACCAGAGCUGCAGAGGACGGGGAGGAUUUUUGGCGGUUUGGUGAACGACGUUCGGAGGAAGGCGCCGUUCUACUGGAGCGACAUCAGAGACGCCGUGAGCCUGCAGUGCCUGGCCUCCAUCCUCUUCCUGUACUGCGCCUGCAUGUCGCCCGUCAUCACCUUCGGAGGUCUGCUCGGGGAGGCCACCAAAGGGAGCAUAAGUGCCAUUGAGUCGCUGUUUGGCGCGUCUCUGACGGGCGUGGCCUACUCUCUGUUCGCCGGGCAGCCUCUCACCAUCCUGGGCAGCACGGGCCCGGUUCUGGUCUUUGAGAAGAUCCUCUUCAAGUUCUGCAGUCAGUACCAUCUGUCCUACCUGCACCUGAGGACCAGCAUCGGACUCUGGACCGCCUUCCUGUGCCUGCUGCUGGUCGCCACGGACGCCAGCUCUCUGGUCUGCUACAUCACCCGCUUCACAGAGGAGGCCUUCGCCGCGCUCAUCUGCAUCAUCUUCAUCUACGAGGCGCUGGAGAAGCUGGUCCGCCUCGGGGAGCUCUACCCCAUCAACAUGCACAACCAGCUGGACAACCUGACCUUCUACAGAUGUCAGUGUGCUCCACCCGCCAACGCCUCGGCCGAAGUCCUGGGUGUGUGGAGCAAAAAGAACGUGACCCCAGAAAACAUCACCUGGGAUCAGCUGAGCUCGAAGACGUGCAAGGCACUCAUGGGGGAGCUGGUCGGCCCGGCGUGCAGCCACAGCGGUCCCUACGUCCCCGACGUCCUCUUCUGGUCCAUCAUCCUCUUCUUCACCACCUUCUUCCUCUCCUCCUUCCUCAAGCAGUUCAAGACUAAGAGCUACUUCCCCACCAAGGUUCGAUCGACCAUCAGCGACUUCGCCGUCUUCCUCACCAUCAUGAUCAUGGUGCUGGUGGAUUAUCUGGUGGGAGUUCCUUCACCCAAACUCAACGUGCCCGACCGCUUCAAGCCCACGUCUGAAAAUCGGGGGUGGCUGAUUUCCCCGCUGGGCCCGAACCCGUGGUGGACGCUGCUGGCCGCCGCCGUCCCCGCGCUGCUCUGCACCAUCCUCAUCUUCAUGGACCAGCAGAUCACCGCCGUCAUCAUCAACAGGAAGGAAAACAAGCUGAAGAAAGGGUGUGGCUAUCAUCUGGACCUGCUGGUGGUGGCGGUGAUGCUGGGCGUGUGCUCCAUCAUGGGCCUGCCGUGGUUCGUGGCGGCGACGGUGCUCUCAAUCUCCCAUGUCAACAGCCUGAAGCUGGAGUCGGAGUGCGCGGCGCCCGGCGAGCAGCCCAAGUUCCUCGGCAUCAGAGAGCAGCGCGUGACCGGCUUCAUGAUCUUCUUCCUGAUGGGCUGCUCCGUGUUCAUGACCUCCGUCCUGAAGUUCAUCCCGAUGCCCGUCCUGUACGGCGUGUUCCUCUACAUGGGCGUGUCCUCGCUCAAAGGCAUCCAGCUCUUUGACCGCAUCAAACUGUUCGGCAUGCCGGCCAAACACCAGCCCGACCUGAUCUACCUGCGCUACGUGCCGCUGUGGAAGGUGCACGUCUUCACCGUGGUGCAGCUGUCCUGCCUCAUCGCGCUGUGGGCCAUCAAAGCCUCGCCCGCCGCCGUCAUUUUCCCCAUGAUGGUUCUCGCUCUGGUUUUCAUCCGGAAGCUUCUGGAUUUCUGCUUCACCAAGAGAGAGCUGAGCUGGCUGGACGACCUGAUCCCUGAGAGCAAGAAGAAGAAGGAGGACGACAAGAAGAAGGAGAAGGAGGACGCUCGGCGGAUGCUGGAGGAGGUGGAGGAGGAGCUGCCGUACGACAGAGGAGGAGUCCUCAAUUUCCCCAUCAAAAACCUGAAAAAGCGCAGCGACCCGUCAGAGGUGAACAUCUCUGAUGAAAUGGCCAAAAGCGGCAUCUGGAAGUCUGUUUCCAAAAACUCCGACAGCAGCAAAGCUCUGAGGCGCACCUUCAGCCACGACAAGCUGCCGAGCGUCCGGAUAAACGUGGAGAACGAGGACGGGCAAAGAGUCGUGAACGCCGAGACGUCGCUAUGAUCCACCGCCCGGGGCAGGAGGGUGAGGCGGGGGCGCUGCAGCUCCUCCGCGUGCUCUGAGGGAGGCGAAAGGUCACGGGGGGACCAAUCGGGCUUCACCUGAGCGUGCCGUACUUCUGACUCUGCGUUGUCUCGGACGAGGCGAACGUUUUAUUUUCUCAUCGUUUUAAGGUGAAACAUGAGACUCCACUUCUGGAAACGGCUUCCGCAGGUUUCUUCUGCUGCCGUUUUUGUGUUUUUAACUCGGGCGGCCUGUGAUUGGCUGAAAAAGAAAGGAGGAAAAAAAACAGCCGCCUGAGUCUCCGGACGGAUGUCGUCAGAAAUUUUAAUUUCAUGGUUUGAACUUUUGUUUCAGUGUUCGUGAAACGGGCGAAGCGCCGACACGUUUUAAUUUAACCCAUCAUGCUGAUUUAGGGUGUGUGUGUGUGUGUGUGUGCGUGUGUGUGUGCGUGUGUGUGUGUGUGCGUGUGUGUGUGCGUGUGUGUGUGUGUGUGUGCGUGUGUGUGUGCGUGCGCGUGUGUGCGUGCGCGGUCUCUGUACAGCACCUGGUUGCCUACAGCAGAAAAAUGAAUGACGUCACAGCUGCUGUUGUCGUAGUUUCUUUGUAAAGUUUAAUAAAUCAGUUUGGUGGCGACGAUCACAGCGAGUCACGUGACCUCUCUAGUCGUCUCCAUCAUUUCAGGAGUCGCUGCUGAUCUCUGAUGGAUUUAUUUCAACAAUUUGACAAUAAAGAGAUUUGAUGCAAAA